Anthostomella pinea is the source of this 2349-nucleotide messenger RNA. NCBI's taxonomy places the organism in Eukaryota, Fungi, Ascomycota, Sordariomycetes, Xylariales, Xylariaceae. The record is from the annotation of a GenBank genome assembly.
AUGACUGAACCCAUCCAGCUCAAGCUCGCCAGCGAGUCGCGACUGGACCCCAAGCCUCACGGUGGACUGCUGACCUACAAUCCCAGCAUUGAGCUUUUCGCCGGGGCCGCUGGACCCAACACUUUGCAGGUAUGGCGAUCGAACGGCCAAGUCGUCAUCAAGAGCAGCCAACGUGGCGAACGCGAGGUGGUUGAGGCUGUUCGCUGGAAAUCCGACGGCCAGUUCCUCGCCGUUGGAUGGAGUGAUGGCGUCGUGAGAUUGAUGGGCCUGGAAACCAGCAAGGCUGUGCAUCAGAUGACAGUACGCAAGGCUGGCCAAUCCAAGAUCACCUGCAUAGGUUGGACGAAGAACAACGCUGGCAGGCGUCCGAAUCCGGCAACCAAGUCUUCCGUCACCACCUGGGAGAGACUAGCAUCGCAGGGACUCGAUGCACACGGCAAGAAAGCGGCAGUGGAUUUGCCGCGAGAACUCACAUUUCUCGAGAUCGAGACUGCUCUGCCAAAACUCAGCCCUCUGCCGGCAUCGGGGGGUUCUGGAGAUGACAUGUUCGUCUUCACAACGCGAGCAUCGCUGGAAUCUCUAUUUCCGCCCUUCUCCCCCGAGGAAAGCGACAAAGUCGACGUCAUGAUCGUCGGUACGGAUGAUGGCCGCAUACAUAUCAGCAUAUACGACUCCUUCAUCAUCGGGAGCUUCAACUACACGCUGCCUCAACCCUCCGGCAAGCCCAGCUCGUUGCAGCUUUGCCAUCAUGCAUCUCACCCUGACCUAUCGACACACAUGCUUGUCUUCAAACCAUCCGGAGAAGACAAAACAAGAGCUAUCUACCUUGUGCCAAUGGAUUUGACGUUCAUCCACUCGUCACCCGAGAACUUGUCCCUGCUAGCAUCCAAGACCACCACUCUACAGAAGUUACUGAGGUAUGUCAAGCAGGUGCAAAUGCACAUGAUACACGAGUGGCAGUCGACUCGAGAAUUGCCCAAUCGUUUCGUGAAUAGUAUCAACGAAACAUUGCGUGAAACCGGGAAUUACGGUGAGAUGAACAUUGGUCAAGCAUUGUAUCAUUCGGUCGUCACAGGUCAUACAUUUCCUGAAGUCAAGGAAUGGCUAGUGGACCAACUGGCUGAACGUGGCCACAAGCGAUGGGACAAGGCUGUUAUCUCUGGCUUGCAAACACUCCGUGCUCUGGUUCAUGAGAACUUUUUGCCCGCGCUCGAACGUAUAGGAAUAAUCCUCAGUCGUCUGCUCGGCAUCGCACGAUUCCACGAAUUGAAAGCCGAGAUCGGCUUCACCAGUGCGCAGAUAACGAAGGUUAUGGACAUCGUUUCUUGCUUGAUGCUGGUGGGCAACAAGAUUAUGCUGCUUGCCAUGGAGGAGCUAGAGCUGUUCCAAGCUUUUUCGACAUGGCUCCGCCACGAGAUCGACCGCCUGGCAUCUUCUUCGAUAACAGAAGAGCUCUCCGAGAAAGAAGCUACCAUGGAGCACGGGAAGGUUCUGGCUUAUAUCCAACAAUACCUGCCAGCGAGCCCACUCCGCCAUUACCUCAGUAGUGCGCCUGCGGAUGACGCAGAGCGCGACCGCAAGCAAGCUGAGGGUGGUACUUCUCUUUUAGACUUGCUAGAGAGACAACUCAAGAAACAAGAGGCAGGACAGCUCGACACCGGCACAUUUCCGCAGGUUGAGUUCCUCUGCAAAUAUUUAGACAGCAAGAGCAGCAGCGUUUUUGAAGGGAUCGCAGAGGCAGAAAAGCGGAGUGUACGAUUCGGUUCACUCGCUAUGAUCGAGCUGGAUCAUGCCGUCUCUAGGUUUGACGUGAGACUGUCUGCAGUACAAGCAGCAGACUCCUCAGAGGGUUUGACGUUUACAGCCGUUGCUACCGAGGUGGAAGAGAACCUUGUGUACAUAUUCCGCACCGCUACGACUAUAACCAACGGUAUCAGCGGCUCUGUCACGAAAAGUGUCACGUGCAUAGUUCUCGGUAACGGCAAGGUGUUGGACCUCAAGUUCCUCUACGACGACUGUCUGCUCGUGCUAUGGGCCUCCAAGGGGGAGCCUCUGCGCCUCAUCUACAUACCGCACAGGUCCCAGGAACUGGGUUACCAAGCCUACACUUCAGCACGUAAUAUCACACCCCACGUACUCAGUAACGAGCAGGUCACUAGCUUGUUCUUGAACAUGACCAUGCCCUGCGAGCCGGCAUUUGUGCCGGCGCAGAUGGAGGUCAAGGAGGCCAGCUUUAACCGAGGCAAGCUGCCGCCCCGGGUCUGUCUGCUGGGCAGCGAUAUGCAGACGUACAAGAUCUUUGCGCUGCCGGAAGAUCCAUUCCGAGUACCUGCUGCGGGAGGUGCAUGA